AUGGAUGAGGACUCUAGGUAUUACGUGGUGGUAAUACCAGCUGAGCUCUACCACCUGCACAAAGGGAUGUUGUGGGUCCAUUUGGCCAACCUCAAUGAAACCGUCUUGGUGACUCUCCAGCUGGAAAGAGAGAGACCAUCCAGCAACAUCAUCCUGUUGGAGAAGAAGGUCAAGGAGCCCAAUCUGACUGAGAAUGCGCUCUCUUCGGUGCCAGCCCCAACCACCAGGUGGAAGGAAGUUGCACACCUGAAUGUGUCAAUCGAAGGAGAUUCCCUGAAGUUCUCGGAGCGGAAGAAAGUGCUCCUAAUAGCACUGGAGCCUGGGACCUUUGUACAGACAGACAAACCCAUCUACAAGCCUGGACAGACAUCUGUCUUAUGUCUGUUUGUUUUGCAGGUGCCCCUGGUGACCCUGCAGGAUCCCAAUGGGAACCGGAUCGCUCAGUGGCGAGAUGUGGCCCCCCAGCAGGGCAUCGUGGACCUGUCCCUCCCUCUGUCUGCAGAGCCGGCCUUGGGGACGUACUCCAUCGAUGUGGAGGGCACUAAGCACUCCUUCAGCGUGGAGGAAUACGUGCUGCCCAAGUUUGAAGUGACCCUUGAGUUGCCCCCUGUGGUGACAGUGCUGAAGGAGACGUUAGAAGUGCGAGUGUGUGGCCGAUACACCUACGGGAGGCCUGUCCAGGGGACUGUCAAGAUCAGCGUGUGUCGAAAAGCCUGGCCUUUCCGGUUUAGUCAUAAUGAACUCCAACCAUUGUGCAUGGAGUUUACUGGCCAGACUGAGAAGAAUGGAUGCUUUUCCAAGAAGGUGUCAAUGUCCCAUUUUAACCCAUCUUCCUUUGGAUAUGAAAUGAACCUCCAGGCCACAGCAUCACUGACAGAGGAAGGGACAGGGGUAGAGCGCAAUGUGACCAAGAGCUGCGGGAUUGUGCCUGACAUUGCCUCGGUGACCUUUGAGAAUGCUGACACUUUGUACAAACCUGGAAUCCCCUUUGUCGGCAAGAUGCUCCUGAAGGUGACAGAUGGCUCUCCAAUGAAGAAUGAAAAGCUUCAUCUCUUUGUUACCCAUGGGGGAAGGACAGAGAACAAGACAUUUGUGACAGAUGAAUCUGGGAGAGCCUCCUUUGAGCUGGACUCGUCCAGCUGGACUGGGACAGUUGCUCUAAGGGGGCAGUUCAAAGAGGUGGAUCACAGUUAUGUGCUUGGAAGAGUCUCUCCCCAUUACAUAGAUGCCUACCAUUUCCUGGAGCCCUUUUACUCGGAGAGCAAGAGUUUCCUGAAGAUCCAUGCACAAGGAGAGGUGCUGCCCUGCGACCAGACCCAACAGCUUCAAGUGGAGUACGUCAUUGCCAGGAAGGCCCUGGGGGCUGAGACCAAGAGCCUGGAUUUCUACUUCCUGGUUGUGGCCAAGGGAGCCAUCAUAAGGAGCCUGUGGCAAGGACUAGACUUUGGAGAGGGGGCUGAGCUGAAGGGCUCCUUCUCCAUUGAGCUGCCUGUUGGGGCUGAGCUGGCACCCUCUGCCAAGGUGCUGGGUUAUACAGCGCUGCCCAGUGGAGAGAUGGCUGCCGAUAGCAAUGAGCUUCACAUGACCAAGUGCUUCCCGAACAAGGUGAAGCUGGCGUUCUCGCAGGACAGGGCCCUGCCAGGCUCCGAGCUCCACCUCCAGGUACAGGCCUCCCCUGGCUCUCUGUGCGCUGUCCGGGCCGUGGAUCAGAGUGUGCUGCUCAUGAAGCCCGAGGCUGAGCUCAGUGUUGACACGAAUGCAGCUUUGAAAGUUUGCACGUACGCCAACAUCAGGAUGCCCUGCUUGACUGAAGAAUUUAUGCCUCUCCCUGAAUACUACUCAGGCCCAGCAGGUCCCCCAUUCACUGGAGGGGUGGCAGGAAUAGCUCCUAGGCCUUCCCUGGACAAUGUCAUGCUAGAGCCCAUCAUCCGUGCAUCAUCCAGCAUCUAUGAAGAGCCAGCACCACGGGUGUACUUCCCCGAGACAUGGUUGUGGGAUCUGGUCCCUGUGGGUGAGGAGGGCUCCAACAAUGUCCCAGUCACCGUCCCUGACAGCAUCACAGAAUAGGCCGGGAUGUUCUGCACGGCAGACGUUGACUUUGGACUCUCCUCCACGGCCACCUUGACAGCCUUCAAGCCAUUCUUUGUGGAGCUGGCCUUGCCAUAUUCUGUGAUCCGUGGAGAGGCCUUCACCCUAAAGGCCACUGUCUUCAACUACCUGCUGCAAUGCAUCAAGGUGCAGGUGACACUGGUGGAGUCUACGCAGGUCCAGGCACAGGCUGGCGAGGACAGCGCUUACACCAGCUGCCUCUGUGCAGAAGAGGGGAAAACCUUCCAGUGGGAGGUGACAGCCACCAGCUUUGGGAAAGCGAACUUCACUGUCAGCACCGAGGCCCUGCACACCCAGGAGCUGUGUGGCAAUGAGGUGGUUAUAGCGCCUGCCCAGGGGAGAGUGGACACUGUGAUAAAGCCCCUGCUUGUCCAGCCGGGCGGGAUCCUGGAGGAGAAGGCGCACAGCUCCCUGCUCUGCCAGGAAGUGUCAGAGAACGUCUCCCUGGCGAUUCCUGGGAACAUAGUGGCAGGCUCUGAGCGAGCCCACGUGACUGUCCUGGGUGACAUGAUGGGCGCAGCUCUGCAAAACGUGGAUGCUGAAUGUGGUUUGCCUCCCCUCCAUGCAGGGUACCAGUGUGAGCUGACAUAUAAGCACGAUGAUGGCUCUUAUAGCGCUUUGGGGAAGAGCGAUGCCACAGGCAACACCUGGCUGACGGCCUUUGUUGUCAAGUGUUUUGGCCAAGCCAGACCCUACAUCUUCAUUGACCAGCAGCACAUUGAGGAUGCCCUCAAGUGGCUGCAGCAGCACCAGAUGGAGAGCGGCUGCUUCCAGAGUGUGGGGAAACUGCUGAACAACGCCCUGCAGGGCGGUAUCUCGAACGAGCUCUCUCUCUCCGCUUACAUCACGGCUGCGCUGCUGGAGCUGGGGCUGCCGCUCAUGGACCCCAUGAUGAGCAAGGCCCUCCAGUGCUUGCACAAAUCCUCCAACACCACUGACAUCUACACACAGGCGCUGCUGGCCUACUCCUUCGGGCUGGCAGGGGACAUGCAGCUGUGGAGUGCCCUUCUGAAAAGCCUGGCCCAGUACAGCACUAGCUCUGGGGGGCAGCUCCAUUGGGAGAGGAAGGUGAAGCCGCCGCCUGGCACUGAUUCCUUCUGGGCCCAAGCCCUGUCAGCUGAAGUGGAGAUGACCGCGUAUGUCCUUCUGGCCUAUCUCUCCCCGCCCAAAGAGGCUACUGCUGACCUGGCGACUGCCUCCCAGAUUGUCCGCUGGCUCAGCAAGCAGCAAAAUCCCUAUGGCGGCUUUGCGUCCACACAGGACACGGUGGUCGCCCUGCAGGCCCUGGCCAAAUACGCAGCUUUGACAUACAGCGUGAGCGGGGACAUGACGGUGACAGUGAAGUCGCAGGGCAGUUUCCAGCAGGAAUUCCACGUGGACAACACCAACCGGCUGGUGCUGCAGCAAGCGACCCUGCCGCAGAUCCCUGGGGAGUACACAGUGACGACCCAGGGACAGGGCUGUGCCCUGGUGCAGCUGACCCUGCGCUACAACCUGCCACCAAAAAGUGCCACGACCUUUGACCUGCGUGUGGAGACAGACCCUAAGGAGUGCACUGGGAAUGCCAGAACCCACUUCAGCCUCAUCCUUCAUGCUCGGUACAGCGGAGGGCGCUCAGCCACCAACAUGGCCAUCCUCGAGGUCAAACUGCCAUCCGGCUACCUCCCUGACAAGAAGUCCGUGAGGAAGCUGGAGAACGAGGGUUUGGUGAAGAAGCUGGAGCUGUCUGCUGAUGAAGUGAUACUCUACUUGGACCAGCUGACUAAAGAGGAGACAACGUUCACCUUUUCUGUGGAGCAAGAUUUCCCUGUGAAGAAUCUCAAGCCAGCCACUGUGAGACUGUACGAUUACUAUGAGAUGGCUGAACACACAGAAGCUGAAUACAGUGCCCCGUGCAGCUCAGCCCCUGGCACAGAGGAAGGAAAUUCUCGCUGAUGCCCCUAGCCUGGCCUCCCAGCUGGGCCCCUGCCUUCCCAUCCCAGACACCGCAGCAGCAGCCAGACACCGAAUGAUCUGCAGAGCUGACUGGCCCUUUCUUAGCAGCUGCUCCUAGUCCCAGCUGCCCCCUUCCCCGCAGCUUGGGCUGGAUGGAGCUGAGCAGUCAAGACACAGACCCUGAACACCUCCUGCAGACAACACAUCUCAGGGUGCUCUGCAAACAUGCCCCUGCCAUCCCUUCUCUCAAUCUUCAACCCUGCCCGCAUGACUGGAGCCCAUGUACGUGGGACCAGUGGGACUGCUGGGAUUUGCCUGCCUGCUGUGGCAGAAGCAGCAUAUUAGAAACUGUGACAUGUCA
This is a messenger RNA of Alligator mississippiensis (American alligator), 4405 nucleotides long. RefSeq names its product alpha-2-macroglobulin-like protein 1. Lineage: Eukaryota; Metazoa; Chordata; Crocodylia; Alligatoridae. The record is from RefSeq and is a predicted model, not a curated record. Gene Ontology annotation, cellular component: extracellular region. Gene Ontology annotation, molecular function: endopeptidase inhibitor activity.